AUGGAGGACCAGCGAACAGAGGAGUUUGAUUGCGUUGCCGCCAUCUUUCCCGAAAUUGAGUUCAAUCCCACUGAUCCGUUUCACGCAUCCAUUGAAUUACCCGUUAACCCUCGUAAACCGGUCACAAUCGCAUUUCCCACUGCAUCCGAUGCCGUGCUGGACAUCCCUACCCCGCCACUGUCUACGAGUUCAGGCAACGAGGAAGGAAACGCUAGCAAGAACCCUCAAGUUAAUAAUACCGAGUCGCACGAAGUCACCUAUCUACCGUCGCUACAACUACAUAUUACUUUGCCAGAAGGCUAUCCAGAAACCCGCCCCCCGAAGUUUGAACUCUCCACAACACCGGCAUGGCUUCCCCAAGCCCGCCUUGACGAACUUGAGGCCGACGGAGUCCGCAUGUGGGAAGAAAUGGGUCGUGACUUGGUAGUCUUUGCAUACAUUGAUUCUCUACAACAAGGAGCUGAGAAUGCUUUUGGUUAUGGAGAAGAGGGCAAAAUAUUAGAAAUGCGACAAGAUGAUAAGAUCGCCUUGCUCGAUUUUGAUAUAAAAUCUAUACAAUCAGCAUUUAAUAAGGGAACUUAUGAUUGUGGUGUCUGUCUUGAUCCGAAAAAAGGUUCCGCCUGCCAUAAAAUGAUCGAUUGCGGACACGUCUUUUGCGUUGAAUGUUUGCAAGAUUUCUACAACAAUGCGAUCAAAGAGGGUGACCUAAUAUUAGUUCGUUGUCUGGCCCCGAACUGCGCAAAGGAGCGAGCCGAAAGAUGCACCAAAAAGACUCGAAAGCCGAAAACUCAACUGAGUCCCAGCGAACUCCUUCAAAUACCUCUUGAACAUGAUGUUGUCACACGUUUUGUCAAAUUGAAGCAUAAAGCUCAGUUGGAAUCCGAUAAAAAUACCGUGUACUGUCCAAGGGCUUGGUGUGAUGGGGCCGCCAGGUCAAAGAAAUAUCGUAAGCCAGAAGGUCUCGAGGAUGAUGGUAGUUCUGACGAUGAACCCGAUACGGAGAUAAAAGAGAAGGGUAAAGGGUAUGCUUCAGGGGCGGACCUUCUCGCAAUCUGUGAGGACUGUUCUUAUGCAUUCUGCAGUCGAUGUGGACAGGGCUGGCAUGGGGAGUUCAAAUUAUGCGCUCCAAAGAGAAAGAAUGAAGAGCUUUCUGAAGAGGAAAAAGCUUCGUUGGAAUACAUGCAACUUCAUACUACACCUUGCCCUACAUGUGCAGCUCCAGUACAGAAAACGCACGGAUGCAACCAUAUGAUCUGUUUCAAAUGCAACUCUCAUUUCUGUUAUCUAUGUUCGGCUUGGCUGGAACCUCAAAAUCCUUACAAGCAUUUCAAUCAAGAAACUGCUGGCUGUUUCCAACGACUUUGGGAGCUUGAAGCUGGUGAUGGAGACGACGUUGGACGCGGUUACAAUGGUGGAGUGCAGGAGGCCAAUAUUAUGGUUUUUGAAGAAGAGGAAUUCGAGGCACCUGACUUUGAGGAAGAAGAGCCGGAGGCUCUGCAGCUUGAAGAAGAGAUAGAGCAAGGCGAGAGAGAGGAAGUAGAACGACAAGCCCCUUUAGUUUUACGGUUGAAUCAGCCCCGUCCAGUGGCACAGCCUGCACCCGCAGUUCCCGAUGCUCCACAAGCCCAACAUGGACAGCCUAAUAGAAGGCAUCGACAGAACCACGGUCGUGGUAAUGGUGCUCCACGUGCUCGUGCUGGUCGUUUGAAUGGACAAGAAGGUCAACGACAGCCAGCUGGACGAGGCCGAGGCCGAGGUGGCAUGGAUGUUGUUGAGGAGAAUCCUGGUCAAAAUGCAGCAAAUCAGCUUUGGGUCCAGAGAUUCGUACGAAUGGCAUUAAUGGAUGAAGAAGAUCAAUUAGAAUGGGAAGAGGAUGAAGAGAAUCAUGUUGCUUGGGAAAUACCAGUUCGGUAA
Sclerotinia sclerotiorum 1980 UF-70 is the source of this 1914-nucleotide messenger RNA. RefSeq lists its product as hypothetical. Gene Ontology annotation, biological process: ubiquitin-dependent protein catabolic process; protein polyubiquitination; positive regulation of proteasomal ubiquitin-dependent protein catabolic process. The record is from RefSeq and is a predicted model, not a curated record. NCBI's taxonomy places the organism in Eukaryota, Fungi, Ascomycota, Leotiomycetes, Helotiales, Sclerotiniaceae. Bases 1 to 1914 code for a protein of 637 amino acids. Gene Ontology annotation, molecular function: ubiquitin conjugating enzyme binding; ubiquitin protein ligase activity; zinc ion binding. Gene Ontology annotation, cellular component: ubiquitin ligase complex; cytoplasm. The transcript is spliced from 2 exons.